Pelmatolapia mariae (spotted tilapia) is the source of this 786-nucleotide messenger RNA. Its product is annotated as granzyme A-like. Lineage: Eukaryota; Metazoa; Chordata; Actinopteri; Cichliformes; Cichlidae. The coding region runs from base 1 to 786 and encodes 261 amino acids. Gene Ontology annotation, molecular function: serine-type endopeptidase activity. Gene Ontology annotation, biological process: proteolysis. The transcript has 5 exons. The record is from RefSeq and is a predicted model, not a curated record.
AUGUUCUGCCCAAGAGAUUUCAGUCUUUUCAUCACAUGUGUGAUUCUCUUCAUCAUCCAGUCUGGUCAUGGUUCUGAGAUUAUUGGAGGGAAAGAAGUCAAGCCACACUCGCUACCUUUUAUGGCUCUGCUGGAGCGUGAUGGACCAACGUGUGGAGGAAUAUUAAUUGAUCCAACAUGGGUCCUGACUGCUGCUCACUGUCCGAAUAUAAGUACGGUGAUCCUGGGAGUGCAUUCCAUCGAGAAAAAGAAAAAGAAAGAGACACAUUCAAGGCAGGUCCGAAAGGUUCAAAAAUGUGUUCGUCAUCCCAGCUUUUCUGAAGAAAAAAGAGUCAAUGACCUCAUGUUGCUGAAGCUUAAUGAACCAGUGCAGGAAACCAAAACUGUGAAAUGUCUCCAGCUACAUAAAAAUGUCAAAGACCCUGCAGCUGGCAGCAAGUGUCUGGUGGCUGGAUGGGGACGAACUAAAAAAAACCAACCAUCAGAUGUCCUUAUGUCUGUUAAAGUGACUGUGAUCGAUAGAGUGAAGUGCAACUCUCCUGACUAUUACAACCACAAUCCUGUUAUCACCAGUGACAUGAUAUGUGCUGGUUCAAAGGGUAAAAAAAAGACUGAUACCUGUAAGGGGGAUUCAGGAGGGCCACUGUUGUGCAAUGGAGUGCUAGUUGGAGUCACUUCUUUUGGACCUAAGGAGUGUGGUAACAUAAAAAAACCUGGAGUCUAUUCUUUUCUCUCAGAAAAACAACUCAAGUGGAUCAAGAACACAAUGGGUGCCCCUGAAAUGUGA